AUGGAUGCAGAAUAUAGUGCUCUAAUGCAGAAUCAUACAUGGAAGUUAGUUCCUUUACCUGAAGGAAGAGAAGCUAUUGAGAGUAGAUGGGUGUUUCGAGCCAAGUACAAUGCAGAUGGCUCCCUACAAAAAUAUAAAGCUCGAUUGGUAGCCCAGGACUUUUCACAAAGGCCUGGCUUUGACUUCACUGAGACUUACAUCCUUCAUGGUGACGUGGCUGAGUAUGUCUAUAUGAAACAGCCAAGAGGUUAUGAAGUUGGUGAUGGAAGCUUAGUAUGCAAACUCACAAAGGCUCUCUAUGGCUUAAAAUUUAGGCAUAACUCAGUGGUGUUUGUAUUGGUAUAUGUAGAUGAUAUACUCAUCACAGGAAACUUUGACAAAGUAGUUUCUCAAGUAAUUCAGCAGCUUAACAAUCAGUUUGCACUGAAGGACAUGGGUGAACUACAUUACUUUCUUAGUAUUCAAGUCACUAAAACAGUUGCGGGUGGUCUAAUACUAUCACAAGAGAAGUAUGUCAAAAACAUACUCAAGAAGGCUGAAAUAGAAAAUUGCAAACCAUGUCAAACACCUUUACCUUUUUCAGUAGUGGGCAGCCUGCAGUACCUAACUAUCACUCGACCAGAAUUAGCCUAUGAUGUUGGCAAGGUGUCUCAAUUCAUGCAAACACCCUUAGAUGAGCACUGGAAGCUAGUGAAAAGGAUGCUCAUGUAUGUAAGUGGUACAGCAAGCUUUGGUCUACACUUGCACAAAACCACUGUCCACAACAUUAGAGCCUACAUUGACUCUGAUUGGGGAGGAGAUCCGGAUGACAGAAAAUCCACUGGAGGCUUCUGUGUUUUUCUUGGAGACAAUUUGAUCUCGUGGAGUUCAAAGAAGUAA
Messenger RNA from Arachis ipaensis, 879 nucleotides. The record is from RefSeq and is a predicted model, not a curated record. NCBI's taxonomy places the organism in Eukaryota, Viridiplantae, Streptophyta, Magnoliopsida, Fabales, Fabaceae.